UGCAGUCGAUUUACACUGAUCUGUGUCUUGUCAAGAUCUUCCCAGCAUAGCACUGAGUUCAUCAGGCAGUAUCAUAAUAACCCGUUACGAGAUCACUUUAAGAUAUGUUAUUGUUUGCUAACGUCACAUGAGCCAGCGGAACGACGAUUUGGUUAGCGGUAGACCAAACUUCAGAUCACAGAUGUGGUAAAGGAAGGAAGAUAUACGCUGAGCAUCUUUCAAGACAUCGUUGAAAUUUGGACUAGGUCUGAUCUAGAAUGUCCUGGCUGGCGAGGUGUACAUUCAUUUAAACACAUAGACAGCUAACGAUAAUGAUUUAUCUUCGAUAACAGCCAUUAACAGUCUCGUAAUGAGUAACACGUAGGUUAGCCUGCUAUGGUUCCUUCCUGAACUACUUAUCAAACACUUAGCUAUCUUAGCUAGCGAUCUAGGCAGCUAGCUACCCAAUAUUCAGUUUGUACGGUCUUCAAAACAACUGCAUUUCUGGGAUUUAUACAAGUGCCUUUGGUGCAUGUUAUCAAGAUAUGCUCUGCUUUGAGCUGCAUUGACACUCAGUCUUUGGAGAAAUAUGGAACUUUGUGCUGACAUGCAAAUGGAUCCGGACAAAGCACUGUGCCAAGCAGAGAACAGAGAGCAGCCUGCCUCCUCAGCUGCCCUAAUGCCUGGUGAUGAUGCUGCACUUCUGACACCUGGGAGAAUCACUCAGCGUGGAAAGGAAUCAGGAUUUCACACUCCCGCAAGAGACCUCCUAAUAAACCCCUCACUUAGCCCCAGGAUCAGCUGCAGCCAUGCUCUUGAACGAAAGGAAGAAAUCUUACCUCUCAAAGAGGACUCAGCUCACUCCAUAUCUAAAAGCAGGUCAGAGUCCAAACUCUAUAAUGGAUCAGACAAGGAAGUAGUAACUACAGGCAACAAACUCACCAAGAAAGAGUCUCUCAAGGUCCAGAAGAAGAAUUACAGAGAAGAGAAGAAGCGAGCAACUAAAGAGCUGCUUAGCACCAUCACAGACCCAUCUGUCAUUGUCAUGGCUGACUGGCUUAAGAUCCGCGGGACCCUGAAGAGCUGGACAAAAUUGUGGUGUGUGUUGAAGCCAGGUGUGCUGCUGAUCUAUAAGACCCAUAAGAAUGGGCAGUGGGUGGGCACUGUGCUGCUCAGUGCCUGUGAGCUCAUCGAGAGACCCUCCAAGAAAGAUGGCUUCUGCUUCAAGCUCUUCCACCCUCUUGAACAGUCCAUAUGGGCUGUGAAGGGCCCUAAAGGAGAGGCUGUUGGCUCGAUCAUACAGCCAUUGCCCAGCAGUCAUCUCAUCAUCCGUGCUGCCUCAGAGUCCGAUGGUCGCUGCUGGAUGGAUGCUCUAGAGCUGGCUCUGAAGUGUUCCAGUCUACUGAAGAGGACAAUGAUGCGGGAAGGCAAAGAGGAAGCAGGAGCCUCUGCUGAAAACACGCACAUCCAACUGUACAGUCUUCUCCGGGCACACAACUUGCAUGGCUUCCAGUUCAACGACAGUGAACACUUUAAAGAUUUGGACCUGUACUCAGAUAAAUCUGACCGAGAGAAUGAGCAGGAGGUGGAGGAGUGGGAGAAGAGCGAGGAGAGUGACAGUGACACCAGUGAACGACAAGAUGACUCGUAUGCUGACAUGGACAACACCGAGGCCCUACAGGAAACAAUUUACCUUGAGCAAAGCCAUGAGGAGCUGGGGGAGGCUGGUGAGGCAUCUCAGACAGAGACAGUGUCAGAGGAGAAUAAGUCUCUGAUUUGGACACUGUUGAAGCAGGUACGGCCGGGUAUGGAUCUGUCUAAAGUAGUGCUGCCUACUUUCAUCUUGGAGCCAAGAUCCUUUCUUGACAAGCUGUCUGACUACUAUUACCAUGCCGAUUUCCUGUCAGAAGCUGCAGUGGAAGAAAAUGCAUAUAACCGCAUGAAGAAAGUGGUAAAAUGGUACAUCUCUGGAUUCUACAAAAAGCCAAAGGGUUUGAAGAAACCGUACAACCCCAUAAUUGGUGAAACGUUUCGCUGCUUGUGGAUUCAUCCCAAGACCAAUAGCAAAACAUUUUACAUAGCAGAGCAGGUAUCUCAUCAUCCUCCAGUCUCUGCCUUCUAUGUCAGCAACAGGAAGGAUGGCUUUUGUCUUAGUGGCAGCAUCCUGGCCAAAUCAAAGUUCUACGGAAAUUCACUAUCAGCCAUUUUGGAUGGUGAAGCAAGACUGACCUUUCUGAAUCGUGGAGAAGAUUAUGUCAUGAACAUGCCCUAUGCACACUGCAAGGGUAUCCUGUAUGGCACAAUGACCCUAGAGCUUGCAGGACAAGUCACCAUCACCUGUGAAAAGACUGGGUAUAGUGCUCAGCUGGAAUUCAAAUUGAAGCCAUUUCUGGGCAGUAAUGACAGUGUGAAUCAGAUCAAUGGGAAGAUUAAACUUGGCAAAGAAGUGCUGGCUACACUGGAGGGUCACUGGGACAGUGAGAUCUUCAUAAAUGAUAAGAAGACAGGUGUGGUAGACACAUUUUGGAAUCCAACACCAGAGCUCCGGCAGUGCCGUCUGCCGCGUUGCACUGUGCCCCUCGAGGAGCAGGGCGAGUUUGAGUCUGAGAGGUUGUGGCAGCAUGUGACAAGAGCUAUAAACAAUAAGGAUCAGACUGAGGCGACUAAUGAGAAAUUCAUUCUAGAGGAGGCACAGAGAAAGUCUGCACGUGAGAGAAAGAUGAAAUGUGAAGAGUGGAAACCGGUGCUGUUUGAGCAGGAUACUGCCACAGGAGAGUGGCACUACCGAUAUGCAGAUACACGUCCAUGGGAUCCACUGAAUGAUCUGAUCCAGUUUGAGAAAGAUGGCUGUAUUCAGACUAAAGUGCGCCACAGAACGCCUAUGGUACGUUCAGCCAGUGUAGUUAGUCUCAGUGCCCAGCAGGGUUCCCGGAGGGACAAUUACCUGAGCCAGGUUGCGGGAUCAAAACGUAAGCACAAGCAGAGUGACCAGGCCAAAAGUCCAGAGAGUGGAGGCUCUUCUCCUGAACCGGACCAGCAUGACUCAUCUGGCAGUGAAAGGCACAAAAGCAAGCACAACAGUCGCUUAAGAAAAAAAGCCACAGACCUUUCAGAACUGCACUGUACUGUGGAGUCUAUCAGACAAACCCAAGAAGACAUUAACAGGAGUAUCUGUGCUUUGAGGAGUCGAGUGGCAGGUGAAUCAUUGAGUGAGACCACCUUCCUCACACAACGAGACUACAUCAUCAUCCUCUUUCUUGUCUGCAUACAGGUCUUCCUCAGCCUGCUCUUCAAAUAGUAGUGCAGUCAGCUGCUGUACAGAACUGAGAGGAGAGAGGAUUAAUAAUUAAACUCAUGAGGAACUAAUCACCCUCAUGUCACCAAUCCAUCUUUCUAUCCCCUUUUCUCUAUCACUCCAUUCCUCUCCUCAACCUCAGUCCUCAGCUCUCACCUUGUCCAAUUUGACUGAUUAUUUUACAGAUUCUUUUUUCUUCAGACUGCCAUUGUCGUAGCAAUGAAAGGUUUCUGCAUUUCAAUGAGAGGUGCUGGCAUGGCUGUUUAAUUCACAUGUGAACUUCAUUAUGGAGUGUGAAUGGACUGUUGUCACUACAGAAGAUGAGAAAUCUGCCACAGUUUGCAACAUCUCAACUUUGACAUUGUGUGUGUGUCUGUGUGUCUGUGUGUGUGUGUCUGUGUGUGUGUGUCUGUGUGUGUCUGUCUGUGUGUG
This is a messenger RNA of Electrophorus electricus (electric eel), 3706 nucleotides long. It is a transcript of the gene osbpl8, whose product is annotated as oxysterol binding protein-like 8. Lineage: Eukaryota; Metazoa; Chordata; Actinopteri; Gymnotiformes; Gymnotidae. Gene Ontology annotation, molecular function: cholesterol binding. The record is from RefSeq and is a predicted model, not a curated record. Gene Ontology annotation, cellular component: cytosol; cortical endoplasmic reticulum; membrane.